AGAACACAAGCCUAUUGGUUGAAACCGGUCAAUUCUAACCUCUACUUAUCGCUGAUUCACAUAGAAAAGACUGCAAUAACUUCCAAUAGAGUCAGACGGAUCAAUACAUCAAUUUCGUUGACAUUGAAUUAAUCAUUGAAUAUCACCGAAUCCCGAUCAACCUCGUUUAAACCUCAUAUUAAUCACAAAUUGUAUUGAAUUGAGAGUAGAUUUUUCAUUCACGACUUCAAACCAUUACAAAUUCAACCGUUGAGCUCAUAUAGAAGUCAACAAUUGAAACUUAAAACAAUAGAUUUAAUCAAAUCAUUAACAAAUUAUCAUAACAUACAAUGCCUGGCUUGAACUUCGACAACUACCAGAGAAACUCGUAUCUCACCACUAAGGGUUACGGAACUCCCAAGGCUACCUCUACUGGUACAACUAUUGUAGGCUGUAAGUUUAAAGGAGGGGUGGUGAUUGCUGCUGAUACUCGUGCUACGGCCGGAAGCAUCGUGGCCGAUAAGAACUGUGAGAAAUUACAUAGACUAGCACCCAAGAUCUGGUGUGCUGGUGCCGGUACAGCCGCUGAUACUGAGAUGGUAACUCAAUUGAUAGCUUCAAACUUGGAGUUGCACGGACUUUACCAGAAUAGGCAACCCCGAGUCAUCACCGCUUUAACGAUGUUAAAGCAACACUUGUUCAAGUACCAGGGCCAUUUGGGUGCCUAUUUGAUUGUAGCUGGUGUAGAUCCAACUGGCGCUCAUUUGUUGUCGGUACAAGCUCACGGUUCUACCGAUAUCGGCAAGUACCAGUCGUUGGGUUCUGGUUCGUUGGCAGCCAUGGCUGUAUUGGAAACUAAUUUCAAGGAAGACAUGACCAAGGAAGAGGCCAUCAAGUUAUGUGCAGAUGCUAUUGAGCUGGGUAUCUGGAAUGAUUUGGGUUCCGGUUCGAAUGUAGACAUAUGUGUGAUGGAAGUAGGCAAAGAUGCUGAAUUGUACAGAAACUACUUGACUCCAAAUGUCAGAUCAGAGAAGGCAAGAUCGUACAAGUUUGCUAGAGGAUCUACUGCUGUGUUGAGAGAAACUGUACGUGAUAUUUUGGAUGUAGAGGAAACGGUUGUCACAUUUGGUGAUGCUAUGGAGGUGGAUGCAUAG
Scheffersomyces stipitis CBS 6054 is the source of this 1133-nucleotide messenger RNA. It is a transcript of the gene PUP1, whose product is annotated as proteasome core particle subunit beta 2. The record is from RefSeq and is a predicted model, not a curated record. The transcript has a single exon. Bases 330 to 1133 code for a protein of 267 amino acids. Gene Ontology annotation, cellular component: proteasome core complex. Gene Ontology annotation, molecular function: threonine-type endopeptidase activity. NCBI's taxonomy places the organism in Eukaryota, Fungi, Ascomycota, Pichiomycetes, Serinales, Debaryomycetaceae.